Molecule: messenger RNA, 2599 nt
Organism: Harpegnathos saltator (Jerdon's jumping ant)
Lineage: Eukaryota; Metazoa; Arthropoda; Insecta; Hymenoptera; Formicidae
Product: selenide, water dikinase-like
Exons: 1
Coding region: 24-473 (149 amino acids)
Biological process (GO): L-selenocysteine biosynthetic process
Cellular component (GO): cytoplasm
Molecular function (GO): selenide, water dikinase activity; ATP binding
Source: RefSeq, a predicted model, not a curated record
CACGAGUGAUCUCAGCGGGCGCUAUGCGAUUAGUAUCUUAUCUUCGAUUUCGACUACGGUCUGCGAAAUAUUAUCCUUGUCAACCCUUGAAUCAGUAUAACGCUCACGCCGCGUGCGAGGUGGGAGCUUACGGCAUCCUGGGGCACGCGACUCUCCUGGUGGAACGGCAGACGAACGACGUGAACUUUAUCAUCCACAACAUGCCGGUGAUCGCGAGGAUGAGCGCGACCGCGAAGAUCACGGGGAACACGUUGCCGCUGCUGCAGGGCGAAGUGCCGGAGGUGUCGGGCGGGUUGCUGGUCGUGUUGCCGCGCGAACAAGCUGCCGCCUAUUGCAAAGCUCUGGAGAAGAUCGAGCAUAGGCAAGCGUGGAUCGUCGGGAUCGUCGAGAGCGGCGGCCGCACGGCGCGAGUGAUCGAGAGACCACGAGUGAUCGAGGUGCCCGCCAAGGAUAACGGUAUUUCCCUCUGGUAAACGCACGAAGGACCGCAGGACAUCGCUCGUUAAAAUCUGGGGAAAAAAAUCUGGCAGAAAUGCCGUUCGCGCUUGCUGCUGCGGUUGGAUCAUCUUAACGGCGCUUCGUCCAACGGACGGGGAGCGAAUUGUGUCCCGGAGCCACGCGAUAUUAAUGCAGCGCGCGAUGAUGGUUCUCGAACUGACGAUAUGGGCGAUCUCGACUCGAAAGUCUUUUUCCUCGAGAAAAAUUCAUUUUUCAAAUCGAUCCUUUGCCGCACGACUUUUCUAUCGUAUCGCUUCUUCUCGGUAGAGAAUCGAGUUCCGAUCUGGUGAUAUUCUGUUGAUAUAUACUUCUUCAUCAGUGCUGAGUUUGAUGAGGAAUUCAAACGCGAUCAACACCGUUCGAGAGAACCGAUUUGAAACAUUGAUUUUUUUCGAGAGAAAGGCCGAUUUCCUGAAGAUCGAAUCGAGAUCGCACUCAUCGCUACUUCAAGUGCGUGCGUCCCAGCUGGAAGAAGGCCGACUCUUUCUCUCGCGGAAUUUCAAUGUAAUUGUGACACGGCGACUGGACCGACGUCGAUCGAAUUUUCGUCGACGAACACGCGAACUCUCUUGUCGUGAAAGAGGAGAGAUCCUUCGUCGGUCUAACUCGACGAAAUAGCGAGCGUAUCGCGCGUCUACUGGGAGAGCAUCCACGCGGGAGAAACGCGAACGUUCGCAUCAACGACGUUUGUGUCGCGCACCUAAUAGCGAGGUACAGUUAACAAAAGUCCCAUUAACAUCUGCUUAUGUAUACUGCAUCCUUCCGGUUCCCCUGGUCAUGGGAAAUCUGUGAACUCGUCGCUCGCGUGUUUACGCACGUCUAUCUUUUUAUCGCUUCCCACAAUUACUUUUCUCGCGUGGCAUCUUGCACGCGAGUUCCUUGACGCCUUUUGUCCUUGAUACCGUCGUAUCUCAACAAUGUGUGGUCUCGCCGAUAGAGCCGAGAAAGUUCGGGUUCAGCCUACGGUUGUCGGCGUAGGUUUUAUCCCUAUCAGAUUCUGCUUUUUCCUCUGUUUUUUUUCUUUUUUUUUCUGAAACCACGUUUGUCUAAUUUUAGCCGUCGAUCAAUCGAUGUGCGGCUGAGAUCGGCGAUGACCGGCGUGUUAAUAAAAACAUCUUCAUUCGCGUACACCGCGAGGUCUUUUUCGCUUGGAAAUAUCAAUUUUGAUAUUUUGACAAGAAGUUUCUUUCUCGCGAGGAGUCCUGGCGCAAAAGUCACCGUCUCUUGCAAAUUAAAGUUUGCGGAGAUUCAGGCUAUUGUUAGGCUUUCUCUCUAAGCUCUUUGUGUACAUUGGACAUUGCAAGCAAGAGAGAAACGGGAGCAAUUAUAGAACGAUGAUCUUUUUUCUCUCAUUAGUCGAUUUAGAAAAGAAAAAACAAACGCUUCCUCGAUUACGCGAAGAUAAUCGAGUUAAACUGGCCUGUCGCGAAAAGUCCUCAUCUUCCCGCGGAUAAGAAACAGAGGGGGAGAACAGAGAGAGAGAGAGAGAGAGAAAGAGAGAAAACACAGGAGGAGGGCAACCGUCGCACUUGGAAAGUCGUUUGACGAUGGCAUUAACGAGCGCGGAAACGUGUUUACGACAUUUUUUCUCGCGGCCGGCGAGCAGCGGAGGAGGAGACGUUUCGCCGGCGCGGCGGCCACGACGAAAGGUCAAGUCAGGAACGACCGCUCGGUGACCCUCGAGCGAUCAGGGUCACAAUUCAGAGCGCACCGCGGCGAAGUGUGACACUGCGCGUGCGAAGUAUUUGACACGCUCGAGAGAUCGAUCGGAUCUGCUCCGCGACUUCCAAGGAAAGCCGCGGCGACCGUGAAAAUGUGAUUUUCAUGCCGCAUUAUUCCGCCGGCGCGAUGGAGGAGGCAACCGAGGAGGAGCGCGUUUCCACGCGCUACUUCCACCGACGCUCCGAGCCGCCGCCGCUAUCCGGCAGGAUGCAAUUUCGCGAAAUUCCCUAGCACGUAGCGCGUAAUAAGCACACGCCGUCGAUUUCGAUCGGCGUGUUACGCGGCGCGUGCUAACAUGUAGUAACGCAAUACCGUUGCCGUUAUAUAGUAUGCGUAACGCCGUUAACCUUUAGAGAACCGGCAUUUUGCCUUAAAAAAU